AUGGAGGAGGGGGCGCGCGCGGCGGCGGCGGCGACGCGCGCGGCGACGACGCGGCGGUGCGGAGAAAAGGAUACGGGAACGGCGAUCGCGGCGAGCGGGGCGCUGUUGGCGCUGUGCGCGCGGUUUCCAGAGAUGCUGGAAGAUGUUUUAGGGGAUGUGCUGGAGGAGACGUCGCGGGAGGGUGGGACGAGCGAGGCGAAGGUGCGCGGUUUGGCGUUCGCCGCGAGCGCGGCGGCGGCGAACGAGGACGCGGCGAGCGUCGUGGUGAAAUCGGGCGCGCUCGACGCGUGCGUGCGUGAGAUUGAUGGUCCGGAUUUAUUAUCGUCUCUCGCGUCGCUCGAGAUUCUCGCCGAAGUCGCGGAAUCGUCCUCCGCGGCUGCGAGAGGGUUGAAGAGCGUGGGGUCGCUGGGCGACGCGCUCGUGCGGGCGACGCUGGACGAAACCGCGGACCCGGCGCUCCGCACGCGCGCCAUGAUCGUCGGUGCGAGAAUCGCGGCGACUUGCGCGACGAGCGAUGAGGCGCUCGUUCAGGAGAUGGCGCGCGUGCUGACGGCCCAGGAAUCGAAUUUUCGCGACGCCGUCGUCGACGCCGCCGGCGAGCUGUGCUUGACGAACGCGAUCGUCGCGACAAACUUUGUCAAGACGACGAAGACCGUCGUCUUCACCGCGGCCGACAGCGCGCUGCGAGGACGCGGCGAGUCGCAAGUGGUCGCAUUGCACGCGUUGGCGAACGUGUUCGGCGCCGAACGAGGCGAACAAGAAAUCCUGGACGACGAAGCCGAGUCCAUCCUCGCCGACGCGAUUUUCGCCGCGUGCGGCUCAAAAUCUUUCGGCGACAUCAUCUCCACCGCCUUGGCGAACAAGAGCGACCAUUUCGUCAACCUUCGCGUCGCCGUCUAUCGCCUCCUGUCCACCGCGGGCCAUCGCGCGCGUUUCGCCGAGGAAAUCGCCGCGCAUCCCUCCGCGCGAGACGCCCUCGCGCUCGACGUCGAGCCCGCCCUCGUCGCCGCGCGCGCGCGUCGCCGCGCGCUCGCCGCCCUCGCCGACGCCGACAUCGCCGACGCUCGCGCGCGCGACCUCUUUCGCGUCGCCGCCACCGCGUCGCCGCGCGCCUCGACCUCGCGUCCGAGCGCCGUCCCGGACGUCCUCGCGUCCCAUCGCCAGUAG
Messenger RNA from Ostreococcus lucimarinus CCE9901, 1167 nucleotides. RefSeq lists its product with no specific name. Lineage: Eukaryota; Viridiplantae; Chlorophyta; Mamiellophyceae; Mamiellales; Bathycoccaceae. Gene Ontology annotation, biological process: proteasome assembly. The record is from RefSeq and is a predicted model, not a curated record. Bases 1 to 1167 code for a protein of 388 amino acids. Gene Ontology annotation, cellular component: cytosol. The transcript has a single exon.